This is a messenger RNA of Drosophila innubila, 7089 nucleotides long. RefSeq names its product ALK tyrosine kinase receptor (gene Alk). The transcript has 9 exons. NCBI's taxonomy places the organism in Eukaryota, Metazoa, Arthropoda, Insecta, Diptera, Drosophilidae. Gene Ontology annotation, biological process: regulation of neuron differentiation; protein phosphorylation; cell surface receptor protein tyrosine kinase signaling pathway. The record is from RefSeq and is a predicted model, not a curated record. Gene Ontology annotation, cellular component: signaling receptor complex; membrane. Gene Ontology annotation, molecular function: protein binding; ATP binding; transmembrane receptor protein tyrosine kinase activity. Bases 663 to 5969 code for a protein of 1768 amino acids.
GUCGUCAGUCGUCAGUCGCCAGUCGCUAGUGGACAGUCGCGUCUCUCAGUUUUGUCGUCGCGUCGCUCGUCGUUGCCACAUUAAGUUCUUAUCAUAAUCCAUUGGGGCUACGUGCGCAGAUUUAAGUGACUAUAAUUGAAUGAAAAGUGCAAGAUACAUUUGCGAAUAUAUAGCUAUAGAUACAGAUACAGAUACAACUACAGCUGUAGUUAUCUUUGGAUUCGCCAUAGACGACUCCAAGAUUGAAGGGCGCGCGUGGCAGGCACGCGUUGCAUGCCGCUGUGAGAGUUUACAUCUCUCCCCAAUCGACUAUUGUCGCUCAAGUUGCCAUAACAACAACCACAACAACUACAAGAACCACAACAACAACGCACACACCUACACAAGAUAUUGAAAGAACAAUAGCAAUGUGCUGCCUGCAUCUGAAGAACUUUAAAUGCGCGAUUCGUGUGUCCGCCCAGCGGUCAGCAAGGACAUUGCCCACGUGCCACAAGAGUUAAGCUUGCAACCAGUUGAGGCGCCUCAAAGCGACUGGCUCAGCAAAAAAUAAGUCACAAUAACUAAAGAAAAUACACAUAUUCAAAUCACAUACACACACACACACACACACGCACCUAAUAGACGCCUACAUAUUUUGAGGCACUGUUUGUCGAGCUUUUAGCAUGCCACGCCCACUAGCGGCGCUGCUGCUGCUGCUGCUCAGCCUGCUGGGCGGGCUGACGUUGGCGUUGGCGCAGCGGCCGCUGUUGAAUCACACCUUCAACUCGCUGCCAAUGUCGCAGCAUCAGAGCAACAGCUACAACAACUACAACUAUCAGGGGCCGGGCAAGCAGCUGCGGAAUGGACGCCUCCAUGAGCAACCGCUGCCGCUGCCGCUGCCAACGUUGCCCGGCUUGGCGCAGCCCGUCCAUGUCUACGAUGAUUACGAGGGGGAGGCGAGCCAGGGGACACUUGGUUCGAGGCCGCCGCCGGGCAGUCGACGGGAUACGCGACGUCGCCAGAACUUGUCGCAUGUGGGCGCUGGUGGCUUGCCACGCCCCGAGCGCGGCAAUGGGCAACGUGGCAUGGAGUCGCUACGCAAGGAGCUGCUGAAACCCUCGGUUGGAGGUCCUGGCGGUGGCAUUUCCGGCAGCAGCACUGGCUAUGCAUCCUACUCGGGCACCUCCUCCAUUGGCAAGAUCGAUGGCCUGGGCGGCGUUGGCUCAGCGGAUCGAUAUGGUGAGAAACUGCGUCAGCCCAAUGGUGCGGCAGCCAUGACAGCUGGUCCUGCCACCGGGCUCUUCUCCACGCGCUUUCCUCCGCUCUACGGAGGCACGGAUAAUCAACCGAUACGCACGUCUCCCCGCAAGAACUCACUCAGUGAGCUGAUCAAGCUGAAGAAGAGCCUCAACCAGGCUGACCAGCCAGUUGGUGGAGUCACCCAUGGUAAUAUGGAGGACGAUACCGAUGCCGAUGGUGAUCAAGUGGAUCCCAUACAGCAGAUCAAGGAGCGCAUUCGGGAUACGGCACCAAAGCCGAACACCUAUGCACCCCACACGGAGUCCACACCCUCGUCGGAAAUCGAAGAUUUGCUGGGCGUCAAAUGCAACUUUGAAACACCCUGCGCCUGGGAGUGGACCGAGCAUUUAGUGGAUGGCUUUCAGGUGAUCAGCGGCACGGAGCUGGCCAAGAAGAAUAUGACGGGCUUGCUGCCCGGACCAGUCGCAGACAGCAUCGACGAUGCCAAUGGUCACUUCCUGUACGCCCGAGUGCAGCCGACGACGAAGCAGCUGAACUUGACGUCACCCUCGUUUAGCACCACGUUGGAUAAGUGCGUCAUGGAGGUGUAUAUGCAUCAGAGCGACAUGAGUCACGGACUGUCGCGGGUGGUGGUGGAGCCACUGCAUCCGCAGGAGAGCAGCUGGGUGCCGGCAGAGAUAAUGGGUGACAAUUACCGUCAAUGGACACACCGUGUUUUUCGACUCGGUCGCAUUUCCCGUGACUUUCGAAUUGUCUUUGAAAUCGUGCCCGACCUGAAGACUGGACAGAAGGCGCACGUGGCCAUCGAUAAUUUGCGCAUGGUCAACUGUUUCCCGGAAGGCACCAAGUCGGAAAAGUGCAGCACAUCGCAGGUCAAGUGCAUGAUGAACAAAGUACCCGUCUGUAUUCCAUUGCCGCGCAUUUGCGACAUCACCCGCGACUGUGACGAUGCCGAGGACGAGAUUCAGUCAUGCGACAAGAUACCCUAUGGCGGUCGCUGUGACUUUGAGGAGGAUUGGUGCGGUUGGCGCGACUCGGGCAAGACAACGUUGACUUGGUCCCGUCACACCGGCUCCUCCCCCACCCACGACACUGGCCCCGAUGGCGAUCACACGCAGCAACAUCUGUUGAACGCCACUGGUGGCUAUUACAUGCUCGUCAACAUGAACCAGCACAUCAACGACUCGGAGAAGAACUCAAUCAUUGGCUUUGCCAGCAAUGCUAUCAUGCUGAGCAAGACCUUCAACCCGCCGCCCUCUGUCCAUGGUAAUCCCGAUUCACCCUAUCGCAACUCUUGCGUGGUGCGUUUCUACAUCCAUCAGUUUGGCAAGAAUCCAGGCAGCAUCAAUCUAUCCGUGGUCGAAAUGAAAGAGAAGGAGAAUAUAACCACAACGCUCUGGUGGAGCACCAAGAACCAGGGAAGCGAUUGGUUACGUGCCGAGUACGUUCUACCCAACAUUACAUCCAAAUACUAUCUGCAGUUUGAGGCUCGCAUGGGAAUGCGCAUCUUCUCGGACGUUGCCGUCGAUGACUUUUCCCUGAGUCCCGAAUGCUUUGGUCUCAAUAUACCCGAGGAGCAUCUCAAUGGAUAUAACUAUUGGGACGUUCGUUAUAAUCAAAAGAGUCCAACGCACCACGACUUUGACCAUACGAGCUAUUUAGAGCUAACAACCUGUGACACUCGGGGCAUGAUAGGACCGACACAGGCACAAUGUGAAAGCAACUACAAGGAGCAGAAUCAGUCGCACGUGCUACGCGAGGUACAUGUCGUGGAGGAUCAAAGCACCUACAAAGGCAUGCAGAAGUGGAAGGUUCCCAACGAGGGUUAUUACACGAUCAUCGCCAAAGGUGCCAGUGGUGGCCUUGGAUCUGGUGGUGUGGGCAGCUCUCGUGGCUCUGUGGCUGUGGCGGUGCUGGAGCUGCACAAGAAUGAGGAGCUUUACUUUCUGGUGGGUCAACAGGGCGAAAAUGCCUGCAUCAAAUCAAUGGGUCUUCACAAGGAAGCCGGCUGUGGAACGGAUCAUGAUCUCGACUUGACACAGUUCAGCUUUCGCUCCAAGCAAGACAUGGUGAUGAACAUUUACAUUGAGAAUGGCGCUGGUGGUGGUGGCGGUGGCUCCUUUGUCUUCCUGCUGAACCAGGCCAAAAACGAGGCGGUACCGCUGCUCGUGGCAGGCGGAGGUGGUGGCCUGGGCAUUGGUCAGUAUAUAGACGAGGACUUUCAGCACGGCCAGAAGGCCAAGCCACUUCAAGCCCCCGAGAGCGGUCAGAUCAAUGGCGAACCGCUGAACAAAAAGACUGCCGGACCCGGAGGUGGUUGGCGUGCCAAGGAGGAUCAGGCGCUAAGUCCAACCUAUGGCGCUGCGUUGCUGCAGGGCGGACGCGGAGGACACUCCUGCUAUGUUGAGCUGGCUGACAAUGGCACCUCCGUGCACCGACAUGGACAGGGUGGCUUUGGCGGUGGCGGCGGUGGCUGCAACACAGGUGGCGGUGGUGGCGGCUACGCCGGUGGAGAUGUCUAUCUCAACGAGUCCAAUGGCGAGGGAGGCAGCUCCUACAUCAGCAGCAGUCGCAGCCUAAGAGAUGCCAGCGAAAUCCAUGCCGGAUCCAGCAGUGGUGCUGGGGCCAUCAUCAUCAUUCCAGCUAUCGAGGGUUGUGGCUGUGAUUAUCGUUGUGUGGCUCUGGAUGAAUUUAGGUCCAAGGUGCGUUGCAUAUGCCCGGAGGGCUGGAGUCUUAAGCGGGACAACAACACGGCCUGUGAGAGACAGGAGGAGGCGGGCAAGUCCUCCUUCCAGUAUCUGGUAUCCAUCCUGAUGUUCUCUCUCGCCGUGCUCUUUAUCUGCAUCACCGCUCUUAUCUUUAUGUUGUACAAUCGAUAUCAGCGCAAGAAGCAGGCCAAACUGCGGCAUAAGAUGCUUGCGGAGCAGGAUCUUCAGCUAAGUCGACUACGUCACAACAUUGAUGACUCCAAUCUGAAUAACUUCAAUCCCAACUAUGGCUGCGAUGGCAUUCUCAAUGGCCACAUCGAUGUCAACAGUCUGCCGCAGGUGGCACGCGAGAGUCUCCAGUUGGUCAAUGCACUGGGCAAAGGCGCCUUUGGUGAAGUCUACCUGGCUUUGUAUCGCCAUCGCGAUGGAGAUGCUGUUGAAAUGCCGGUGGCUGUGAAGACGCUACGCGAAGAUCCCAAGCGCGAGAAGGAGGAGGAUUUCCUGAAGGAGGCAGCCAUUAUGGCCAAGUUCAAUCACCCGAAUAUGGUGCAUCUAAUUGGCGUCUGUUUCGAUCGACAGCCUUACUAUAUUGUUCUAGAGCUGCUUGCCGGCGGAGAUUUGCAAAAGUUUCUGCGCGAGAAUCGCAAUACACCGGAGCGACCUUCCCUGUUGACCAUGAAGGAUCUGCUUUUCUGUGCCCUGGACGUUGCCAAGGGAUGUCGCUACAUGGAGAGCAAACGCUUCAUUCACCGCGACAUCGCAGCCCGAAACUGUCUGCUGAGCAGCAAGGGUCCAGGACGUGUGGUGAAGAUCGCUGACUUUGGCAUGUCCCGCGACAUUUAUAGAUCGGACUACUAUCGCAAGGGCGGCAAGGCAAUGCUGCCGAUCAAGUGGAUGCCACCAGAGGCAUUCCUCGAUGGCAUUUUCACAUCCAAGACGGAUGUCUGGUCCUUUGGCAUACUGCUCUGGGAGGUGUUCAGCUUGGGCCGUUCGCCAUAUCCCGGCCAACAUAAUACACAGGUCAUGGAGCUGGUGGUGCGCGGCGGACGUCUCGGCUCCCCCACUGAAUGUCCCGUGUCCAUUUACAAGAUCAUGGCCGACUGCUGGAAUCCCACGCCCGAGGAUCGGCCCACAUUCACCAGCCUGCUGGAGCAUCUAACUGCCUGCACGCAGGAUGCAAGUAUUAUGAAUGCACCGCUGCCCAAUAUACUGGGACCCACGGCCUCGGAGCGGGACGAGACUGUCAUCCGGCCGCCCAACGGUGAGGAGUUCUGUCUGGCCGUACCGGACUAUCUGGUACCGCUGCCCGGCAACGGUGCACCACAUGCACCGGGUGGCACUCCGUAUGCCCCCACCGCGCAGCGUCAACAAAACGCCUGCACUCCCCCCGCUGUCACCUCGCCCGCCGCCCCCAAGCCCACAAUGCCAGAGCCCUUGGAGGGGGCAGCCGCUGCAGCGGCGAUUGUGGGCGGCGACUGCUGGGAGACCUCCUUCAUAUUGCCCAACUCGAAGAGCGAUCAGCCGUUGCUCAGCUCUGGCGGCAUCACCACGAUGGCCAAUGGAGACUCGCAGCGUAAUCUGCAGGCUGCCGCAUCCAUGGCUGCUGCUGCCGCAUCGGCACAUGCCACGCCCAUAUUGCGCUCGCCCACGCAUAGCGAUGAGGCGAAACUGAUUAGCCUGGACACGCCACAGCCGACGCCGACGACCAUACAACCACCGCUGUCCUUUGCCUCGCAGCUGGAUGGCAUCACGCUAGAUCCUGCGGCGUUGUCCAAGAGCCUGGCCAAUGGCGGUAAUCCCAAUGGCAACUCCAAGCAGUCCUAUGCCAAUGUGCAGGUGCAGUUGAAGGCUGAUCCGGAGAGAGAUUGCAGCAAGAUGAAUGGAGCUCUGCCCAGUGGAAAUGGAAUGCUGCUCAACGGGGAGACGGCAACAGGGAAGGCAACGAACGACUCACCCUUUACCAUUCAAGGAUAUGCGGAGCGAUAUAAGGACAACAACAAUCACUCCGAAAUCAGUUGUUAAAGCGUCCCAAUAGCUAACACAGGGCGUCUGUGUCUGUGUCUGUGUCUGUCAUGUGGCAACAGGGUGACUCGGCUGUAAGCAUAAAGUCUGAUAAAAACCCGAGCGAAUUGGUUAAUUGAUGAAAAUUGUUGAAUUGUGGAAUUCGUGCAACAUGUGGAUAGCGUUAUGUCAAGCUUCAAGGGCCAAGUCCCGGUCACAAUUUGUUUUUGCAGCUGAAAAGCGCAUUAAAAAAACACAUAUUAAUUGCAAAAGCCAAAACAAAAAUAAAACCAAAAAAACAAAAAUCGAGUGAGAAAUUCACAAGAAUUAUAUAUUGUAAUUGAAAUAUUCAACUAAAUUUGUAUGCGUAAAAUACUUACACAUAAAUACGAAACAUAAAUUAUGACAAUUAGUUGAAAAUUAGUUUAGUUUUUGUAAGAGAUUUGUUUGCCAAUUGUGAGAGGUUGUAAAUAAGUAUAUGAUUAAUCUUUUUUUUGCCAAAUUACAUUUUUAAUUUUAAAUUCAAUUGUUAAUUUUAUGUUAAUUUAAGCAAAUGACUGAAAUGCUAAACAAUAUUCCUAAAAACCAACAGAUUCAAUUAAUUUUUUAUAAAUAUGCAGUCCAAGUGAAUCCAAAAACAACAAGAACAUCAACAACAUCAACAACAACAAGAACAAGAACAACAAUAAGAAAAUGUACCAACGCAUAGUCAUUUAAUUAUUUAUUUUCUAUUUUAUUUCUUCGUUUUUCUUAUGGUUUUUAAGUGCAACGUAGUCUUUAUACAAACAGCGAGCAUAUUUUGUGAAUAUAUGUAUUAAAAUUGUUUUUCCUUUAUUUUGUGAAUUAUUAUACUUUGUUUUUAUCUUUUAAUUAACCUGUAAAUAAAAGCUUCCGUCGUAGUAUAUGAACUUAUGUAUUUAGUAUCUAAGCUAAAUUUAGCAUGUAAAUGAUAUACAUAUAAAGAAUAUUGAAAUAUUAUAAACUACAAUUUACAGGGUGAUUUUUAUGAAAAUUCAGUUGUAUGUUUAAAAAACAAAACAAAUUAGCAUUAACAAAUUAUGACAAGAAGAAAAACAGAAGACGGAUAGUUUUUGUAUCAUUUUAGUUGUGCGCCAUAACUUUAAUUUCAAAUGAAUACAAA